Brassica napus (rape) is the source of this 4482-nucleotide messenger RNA. Its product is annotated as pathogenesis-related protein 1-like. Bases 757 to 1269 code for a protein of 170 amino acids. NCBI's taxonomy places the organism in Eukaryota, Viridiplantae, Streptophyta, Magnoliopsida, Brassicales, Brassicaceae. Gene Ontology annotation, cellular component: extracellular region. The transcript has a single exon. The record is from RefSeq and is a predicted model, not a curated record.
GUUAAAGUACAUAAGGUUAAUUUUCAAAUUUCACUAAAUAAAAGGAACUUAUUAUAAAAUAAAAAAAACUUUUAAAAAUAUUUAUUUUAAGAGAUAAAAAUACGUUAAAAGAAACACAUCUCUAUUUUAUAAUUACUCUAUUUUAAAAGAAAAAAAAUUAAGGGAAUACAUUAGAAAUUGUCUAAAACCCUAAAUAUCUUGCGUACAUCAGUUCAUAGUGUUUGGAAAAACUUCUAGUCAAUUGAAAAGUUGACGCAAACCAUAAACUAUCAUUUAUAUACAUGUAAAAUUGUAAACUUUUUUUUUUUUGCUAAAAUAAAAUUGUAAACUUUCUAAAAGCAUUAAUCACAAACACACAAGAAAAUCAUCUCAAGUUAUACUUGUUCCAUAUAUAUACAUAUAUAUUGUUCCAUACAUAUUGUUUAUACGACAAACAAGUCAUUAAAAUGUUUCAUAAGGUCAUCCUCGUACUUCAAAUAAUUAAGACAACAAAUUUAAGAGAAAUUUAAAUUCUAGGAAUAUAAUUCUUAAUGAACUGGCCAACUAUAUGACCGAAGACGCAUUCUUUUCUAAGUUCUAACUAUUUUUUUUUUGUUUUUCUAACUAUUUAACAAUAUAAAUUUCACAAGUGAUAGCUUCGGAAAGUAAAAGAACAUUUCACAAGUUUCCCUGCCACCUACUAUAUAACUUGGUUAUAAUCCUCACUUUUAAGAAGCACCAAAACUUAAAAACUCUAAACGUUCAAAACAAAAAAAGAUGAAAAUCUUUAUCCAAUCUCGAAACCUAAUCUUGGCCACGACCAUUUUCCUCGUUUUUAUUGCUCCCAUAAAAUCACAAGACAGACCAGAAGACUUUUUGGCAGCUCACAACGAUGCACGAGCUGCGGUUGGGGUAGGUCCUUUAACGUGGGACGUUCGGGUGGCUCUUUAUGCCACUACCUAUGCGAACCAGCGUAGAGGCGACUGCGCUUUGAAAAACUCGGAGGGGCCCAAUGGCGAGCCAGGGCCCUAUGGCGAGAAUCUCGCUUGGAAUAGUGCUAGCAUGUCAGCCGCUGAAGCAGUUGAAGCGUGGGUUAACCAGAAAUCUGACUACGAUUAUAAUUCCAACACAUGUGCUGAUCCGUUAACAAAGUGCUUAAGCUAUACUCAGGUUGUUUGGAGAAACUCGGUUAAGUUGGGAUGUGCAAAAGUGAGCUGCAUCAGUGGUGGAACCUAUAUUACUUGCAACUAUGAUCCUCCCGGUAACAUUGUUGGCCAGUGGCCUUACUAAAAGGAGAUAACCUAUGAUCCCCCCUCCUUUGAAUAUGUUUCCAAGUCUAUGUGUUUAUUGUUUGUUUCUAUGCUGUUCAUAUAUAAGCUAAUAAUGAUUGGUUUGUUUGGUCCGGUCGUCUUUUGUACCAUAUUUAUGCGUGUGUUUCUAUAAUGGAAUAAGAAAACUGCAAUGCUACGGCAUGCACUUGCUUUGUUUGCUAUGUAGUAUGUACAAGUCUCCUUUUUUUCAGUUGUGAUAAUAUGCCAAGAAUUUCAAAAUCGUUAGCUGCAUUUUGAUGAAAGCGUUUCCAAACCAUUAGUUGAAUCCUUUUUAAAGAGUUUCCAAACGUUUAGCUUAAUUUUUAUUUUCUCUAUAAUAUGUUUUCUAACAUAGAUCGAUGUACCGUUUUCAUUUUGCUGUUUUUUUUUCUAGAAAUACAUAAUUCUGAACUAGCUAUUAUUUCAUCACCUUGGUUAUCGAGAACUAGGCGAUUGAUGGAAGAAAUCGAUCUUUGAACCAAAAAUACAAGUUUUUUACUCUAAAAUAUAUAAUCCACAGCCAAAACUAAUAAUUUUAGAAAUAUUGUUCCAUCCCCCCUAGCUGUCCUAGAUAGUCAUCACUGUCAGCUCUACGAACAUAUAUAUCACCUCAGUUAAAAAAAAAAAACAUAUAUAUCACCUUUUGCACAUCUAAAACCGAGCCCGUCUCAAACAUAAAAUGGGUCAUGUACUACACAAAUUUUGACACCUAUUUCUUUAUACAAAUUUUUUUUUAACAGGAUCCUAAACUAAGCUGAAAAAAGUUAAAAAAAAAUGGACCCUGUGCAAAUGCACCUCCAGCACUGGGCCAGAGCCGGACCUGUCUAAAAGCAUAGAUAACGUGCGUACAUUUCACAAUGUUUUGAGAGAAAUUGAUUAAAAUAUGCCGAUUACCACUUCUCAAAAAAAAUUUUUAAUCAAAUACUCUAACAUUUGUGUUUAGGAUUUUUAGUAUUUAAAGGUGUGAUUGGGUUUAUUAACUUUUAUAAAUUAUUAUUUAAUAUUUAUAAAUGUUUUAGGAAAGUUAUUUUAAUAUUAUCACAGAUUUAAGGUAUAUAUGAAAAUAGCUAUCUUUCAAACAAAAGUAAAUUUGAAAAUUGGCAGCUAACUUAGGAUAAAGUUAAAAUUCUCCGAAGUUUUGAAAUUGUGUAAGUUAUAGUCAAUUGAAAACGUGACACAAUGAGUAAUCUAUACUAUUAUUUGAUAAGUGAAUUUACUUCCUUGUCAUAUUUUCCAUGAUCUUAGUGAAUUUGUUUAGUUGUCAUAUUCUCCGUGAUUUUAGGAUAAGUCAUUAGUUUAACUUAUAAUAUUAUUUAAUUUUUUUAUUUUAAUAUAUAAAUUUAUCAUAAUAUUUUAAGAUAAUUAAUAAAUAUUAACCUAUUCUACCUAUAUAUAUACUAUUAUUUUUAAAAUUCUAAUAUAUAAUUAUUAUGAUAUUUAAAACAUUUAAUUAAAUAUAUAUUAACAAUUGAUAUUAAUAAUAUCUACAUAUAGUAUCAUAAUUAUGUUAAUCUUAUAUUUAGUUUAUGGUUUUAAUGACUAUUAUUAUAGCCAAUUUUCUGUUUUUUAUUGAAAAUAUUGUUCAAAAUACAGAUUAUUAUAAAUUUAUAUAUAAAUAUACUAAUAUAUUUUAAUUAAUCGGUUUAUUCGGUUGGAUGGGUUAAUAUCCUAAACCAUGUCCAUAUACUAGAGUUUUCAAAAUAACACGCAUUUGGUUUAUUUGAUACUACCAAAUCAAAACUAUUUACUUCAUUUUGGUUCGGUUUUAAAUGGUUCAGUUUUACCGGAUUGAAUACUUCUAGGCUAUUGUUAUUUUGUUAACAUUUUAUAGGUUAUAAUUAAUUAUAAUACAUUCAGUCCAAAUACAAUAAGUAUUUAAUUUCAAAUCCAAGUUUCCUAAUUUGAUUAUUACUAUAGAAAAUAUUUUUGAUCCAAAAUCCACAUCCCAUAAAUAAAAAUAUGAAACAAAAGAAGGUAAUUUAACACAUUGAUUACCAGUAUGAAUAUUGAAGUUUUAUAAUUUUAAUAUUAAUCUAAAUUUGUAUCGAAAUUAUUAAAAAUAAAUAUUAGAAUUAAAAAUUAUUAGAUAUAUAAAUAUAUUAGUCUGCACAUGGUGUGGGACAUCAACUAAUUUUCCUAUGUUUUGAUUUUGUGUAAGUUAUAGAAAAUUCUCCUAUCUUUGAACCAAAAAUAAAAGUUUGGUCUCAUUAAUUGGAAUUAGAAAAUACAUAUGUUUUAUUAAAAAAAGAGAGCAGGUUGACCCUAAAAAAAAAGAGCAAAAAUAAGACGAUAUAUCAAAUGUGUACUACUACCUGCUCAAUCAACAAAUAUAUUUCUUAGACUGUUGUGGUCUUGAUCCAUUGUCUAGUCCACUUUGACCACUUCAAGAAUGACUCAUACACAUAUUAAGUUUUCAAUGCUGAAAUCAUUCUCUUACAAAGCAUCUUAAUCAGAUUAAUUGAAUAUCUAAGGAUACUAAUAACGGAAGUUUCUCAUUGUAUUUCGUGGAAUUACUUUCUGAAAAAAAAGUAAGAGAAAUAUGAAAAACGGGUUUUAAUUUAGAUACUUUAAAAUUUUGCUAGAAACUUCCAUUCUGUAAUUGUACAAAUUUUCUUUUAGUUUAAAAUUAACCUACUUAUUUUAAUAUAAUUAUUCGUUAUUAUUUAUUAAUAUUAUAUUAUAUUAAAAUAUUUCUUUUAUCAGUGAUCAUGCCUUUAUAGUUCUAUUUAAUUUUAGGUUUUGUCAUCUAAAGAUUUUUUUUGUUUGGAAAUGUAUAUUUUUGUUAUAAAUCCUUUUUCAAGACAUACAAGGUUGUGCUAUUAUAACCAGGAACAAUAUCUACGUACUACAUCUACAUAGAGGAUUCACCAUUCCAAACAAAAAAAUGACAUGUUUUUUUUUCCAAAAUUAUUUUCAGUUUCACGAUUACAAAUUUAGAAUGAGUUCUGAUAAUUGAGGAUAUUUCAAAAGAUUACAUAAUUAUCACAGCAAAUAUUUUUAUAAAAUUUUGUCAAUAAUUGUAAAUUAAUUCCCCAAUAAAUAAAUAAUAAAAUGAGGGAGUAGUCUUCGCUUGACCUUAGGGGUGGGCACUUUACCCGAUAUCCGAAGUGGCACCUGAACCCGAUCCGAAAAGUCCGAACCGAAAUCCGAACCGAAAUAGCAAAAUACCCGAACGAGUAUUGAAUAAGGAGAG